GCGUGCCGCAGCCGCCUUCUUGCUGUUGGACGAGGAAACAGAUACUUCAGAGGCCUCAGACCUUGUGUUUCCUGCGCAGAGUGCAGGGGAAAAUCUGGAGCUGGGGUCGCGAGCAAAGCACUUGGCGACCUCAUUCAGUGGCCUGUUGAGCUGCCAAGGUCAUGGAGGGGACCACAAUGCCAUCGUUGGGGAUCUGCGACUCUUGCUCUCAGACCCCGGAAAGAUCACAGAAGCCUCAGUCUGGGCUAA
This is a messenger RNA of Cladocopium goreaui, 249 nucleotides long. The record is from the annotation of a GenBank genome assembly. Lineage: Eukaryota; Dinophyceae; Suessiales; Symbiodiniaceae.